UCACCAAGCCUCUGUCAGCUGACAAGUUCCUCCCAAUUCGACGUGAACUUGGCUUAUUCUCUCUUGAAGACAUAGAAGAAAUAUCCUCGGAUUCUACUCUGGAAGAUCUCACCUUCCUUUUCCUUUCAGAUCCUUUCCCUGUGUUCCCCACUCCGAUCUAUCACAAAAAAUCAGCUGUGUAUGGCUGGCAUAAGAGAGGCAUUACUAUAUUUGUUUCUUUUGUCUGUAUUUAAGCCCUCUCUCACUCGUCUGCUUCAAUCACUUCAGCCCUCUUGCCCUAAACCUCCCUCUCCCAAAGCAAAAUGACCUCAAACAAUGCUCAACUUCGGUCUGCUGUUGUUUUCAAGAAUCAAGGGUUCCGAAGUGCUAUUGUGUACUCCAGGUACCUUCGGUGCUUUUGAAAUCGCCCCAUCUAUCCAUCCUUCACUAUCAGUCCCUCGGCCUUUUCAAAGUACGACAUGGAUAUCCCAUCUCUUCUGAGUGGCCUCGGUUGGUCUGCCUUAACGGAAGACCAACGAUUUCUACAUUGUCCUGAGGCGGUUUGCCUCUUCUAUGUCAAUCUUGGUCAAGGGCGUGGUGCUGAACCAAAGUCCUUCACCACUUUGGUCUAUGAUCAUGAGAUCACAAUCACCCCAGACCUGCUUGCAUCAGUUCUCUCUCUGCCUCAUCGAGGUUAUCAGGCUGGCUUUGACGGUGAAUUUGCAGAUCUUGGGUUUGACUUUGGAUCUGCCCUGAAUGAGCUCACUCGUGAUAUUGGCCGUGUCUUUCCCACCAUGCUCGCUGCGGGUCGCUUGCCUGACGAUCUGAAAGUUCUCCAUUUCUUCCUUACCCGCUGUCUUCUUCACAGAGAUAUCUCCAGCACUGACAUUCUCCACACUUCUGAUCUCUGGAUUAUGUCCAAUGCUCGUUCUCGCUCACCCAUCAGCUAUGCCUCUCUUGUUUUUCCCCACAUGAUUAGCUUCGGUAAUGGUGGUUAUAGUGGUCCACUUCCCUUUGGUCCACUUAUCACCCGCUACCUCUAUCGUCUCAGCAUUGAUCUUCGAGAUAAAGUUGUUGUCUGCAACAUUCAUGAUGAUCUACGUCCCAAUCAUGUUCUUAAUCGUCUUAAUGCUGAUGUUGGGCGCCGUCAGCUUCUCUCUGGCUCAGGGGGAGAUACCAGUUGCCUUGUCUUCUCUGCAUAAAUCUCUACUGAUGGCUUAAUGUCAGGCCUGACACAAGCUGCAGUAUCUGCACUAGACCUUGAAAUCAGACGAGGAUAGGAAGCUGGAAGUGGGACAACAACUAGACUUCAAGUGUGCAAGGAGCGUCUGGAGCUUUUGGAAGAUGAUGAGGCCAUGCCUGCCCCAGACAACUUCGAUCCAAUAUCUCCUGACAAUAGUUCGGGAGAUGAUAUCUCUGACUAUGAAACUCCACCUGACUAUCCUUUUUAAAAAGAUCAGUUGUUGAACUAAGGGGGAGCAUUAGGAUCGUAGCAAUGAUAGUCUAGCAGAGUUGAGUUUGUCUUUUCAAGGUUGAGUGUUAAAGUUUGUCCUUCAAGGUUGAGUGUCAGGUUCGUCGAUUAUGUCUUGUGUCAUGUCUUUGAAGGUUCUGAAAGUCAUUAAUAAAAUGAGAAGCUUUCC
Messenger RNA from Linum trigynum, 1619 nucleotides. NCBI's taxonomy places the organism in Eukaryota, Viridiplantae, Streptophyta, Magnoliopsida, Malpighiales, Linaceae. The record is from the annotation of a GenBank genome assembly.